This is a messenger RNA of Malania oleifera, 2879 nucleotides long. RefSeq names its product AT-rich interactive domain-containing protein 1. The coding region runs from base 299 to 2413 and encodes 704 amino acids. The record is from RefSeq and is a predicted model, not a curated record. The transcript is spliced from 3 exons. Lineage: Eukaryota; Viridiplantae; Streptophyta; Magnoliopsida; Santalales; Ximeniaceae. Gene Ontology annotation, molecular function: DNA binding.
GAAAACCCUACAGCUCUUUUUAAGAGCCCUAAUAAAGGGGGCCUUAAAAACGAGUGACAAAGGGCAAAGGAGGUCACCAAAAAUACUCUGGUACGUCUUGCUCUACUCCAAUGACAAUACUAGAUUUUGUGAAGGGCCUGAUAUAUCUGUUCAAAACUUGAAAAUCAAAAAUAAACCCCUCUCUCUCUCUCUCUCUCUCUCUCUCUCUGCGCAUCGCGUAUUCACCGGCAACUAAGAGAGAGAAAGAGCGCGGGACAAAAAUGAUGGGAUGCCAAACUAGCUUCCUUGCCCUAGAUCAAUGGGUUCCCGCCAAAAAAAUCAUCGCCAUGCAAGACCCAGAUGGUUAAUCGGGUGGUUGAUGACAGCUGAUGGGUCUGCUUUGGAUUGCUCCAAUUCCCUCCUAAAGCUUCAGAGAAACGAGUUCUGGGUCGAAAUCGAGCCGGUGCUAGAAGGGUGUUCUGAAGGCGACCCGGUUAAGCUUCGAUACUUGUUUAGUAAGCUCGUCUCGAGCUUUCUUAAGAAGAUCUGUGCCCGUGACAGUUUUCAAUCUCAAAUUCCAAUGCUUGGAGAUGGGCAGUGCAUGGAUUUGUUCAAACUCUUCUUGAUUGUGAAGGAGAAAGGGGGGUAUGACACAGUUUCAAAGAAUGGGUUGUGGGAUACUGUGGCAGAAGAGUAUGGGUUGGGCUCUGGUGUUUCUUCGGCAGUGAAAGUGGUAUACGUGAAGUAUUUGACUACUUUUGAACGAUGGUUUGAGAGAAUUUUUGAAGAUAUGAACUCAAAAGGUGGUUCGAUGGAUAGCGGUGUUAACUCGGGUGGGCUAUUGGUGGGACUAGAAGCUGAGUUCAAGGAUUUCUUCUCUGAUAUUUCAGAUCAGAAGAAGAAGAGAGGGGAGGAGUACCCUCAUUUUGAUUUGGCGAACAGCAAGUUAAAUUUUGUCACUCCUGGUAGAUUGAGUGACAAUGAUGAUGUUGCAAGAUUUGUGGAGGUUGAUGGAGGCAAGAGAGGGGCCGAUGAUGACAAUGAGGUCAGGUGUUCAGGAUGGUCAGAUGGAGGUAAGAGAUGUGUUGAUGAUGACAAUGACAUGAGUUGUUUGGCACAGUCGAAUGGAGGCAAAGCAUGCAGCUACCAUGAAAAUGAGGUUGAGUGUUUGGUUCUGUCAGAUGGAGGCAGGAGAUGUGCCGAUGAUAACAAGGAAGAUGAUGUUAUUAUUUUGGAUUCAGCUGUCAGGAGAUGUGCUGAUGAUGAAAAAGAUGAUGAUGUUAUUAUUUUGGAUUCAUCUGUAAUUAAUGAAGAGUUUUUUUGUCGUAAAAGGAAACGGGGAUCAUUUUUGCGAAUGUUGAAUUGGGUUACUGAGGUUGCAAAAGAUCCAUGUGAUCCUGUAAUUGGGACCUUACCAGAAAGGUCAAAGUGGAAGCUUUAUGGGGUUGAAGAGUUUUGGAAGCAAGCUUUGCUUGCUCGAGAAGCACUCUUUUUCAAAAGACCUGUUGAUUCAAGUAGUGAACAAACUAUUUGGCAGAAAAAACAGAGGAUGCAUCCUUCCAUGUAUGAUGAUCAUAUUGAAUCUAGUCACCAACUUGCGGAGAGAUUAAGAUGCAGUCAGAGGCUCCUUUCUGUAAAAAAAUCUCAGGCACGAGCCUGUUCAGAGUCACCUGCUUCAGGCACUCAGAGCGAUUUGGAGAUCAGCCCUGGCCACUCUGGGGCAGCGAUGGUGGAUAACCUUGACAGACAGUUUCUUGGAGCCACUAAUUCCUUGACUGACACUGCAGUUGAUUUGUCUGGGAACAGUCAUAAUAGGAAGCGAAUUCCUGUGGGGCCAUUUUUUCAAGUGGAUGUGCCAGAAUGGACUGGUGUGACGUUAGAAAGUGAUGCCAAAUGGUUGGGUACCCAGGUUUGGCCAGCAGAGAAAAGGCAAUCAAGCUUUCUUAUUGAAAGGGAUCGAAUUGGAAAGGGAAGACAGGAUUCGUGCGGCUGCCAAUUCCCAGGUUCUGUCGAGUGUGUCAGAUUCCACAUUACUGAGAAAAGGAAGAAAGUGGAACUUGAACUGGGCUCAGCCUUCUACAGGUGGAAAUUUGAUAAGAUAGGCGAGGAUGUUGCACUUUCUUGGGCGGAUGAGGAUAAAAGGAAGUUCGCGACUAUUGUGAGGUUGAAUCCUGCCUCUUUGGACAAGUGUUUCUGGGAUCAGAUUUUUAAGUUCUUUCCUGACAAAAGUAGAGAAGAUGUGGUGAGCUACUAUUUCAAUGUCUUUCUUCUUCGGCGCAGAGGUAACCAAAAUAGGUAUACUCCAAAUAAUAUUGAUAGCGAUGAUGACGAAUCCGAAAUUGGGUCAUUAGCUAAUGGUUUGGGUCACGAAGCAAUUAGGUCACCAGGUUCCAUAUUUUAUGCCCAAAGCAAGCCACACAUGAAUUUCAGAUAGCUGCAGGAUGUGGAUUGAAAAUUCAUAAUCAGUCACCAGGUUCGAUAUUUUAUGGCCAAAGCAAGCCACACUGAAUUUCAGAUACUGCAGGAUGUGGAUUGAAAAUUUUGCACCAGGGUCUUGUUUUGAAAUGUAAAGCCCAGCAGCUUGUGUGCAUUUCCUGAUGAGCAAUUUUCAAUGGAAUUUGAUUUUUACCUCUUGGCUUAUGCACAAAUUCACCAGAGCUUUUGAACUUUUGAGUUUGGGACUAUCGCUAGAAAGCAUAAUCUAGCGAGAUAAUUUACGUUAUCUAUGGCAGUUGAAGCAGCCAAUCAGAGAGGCCAAAACAGCUUUGUUGCCAAGUGUUUUCUUCAUAUAUUUUUUUUUUCUCUUUUUCCAGAUUUGUGAGUCAGAUUCUCAACUUAUACUCUAUUCCUGUCUAUUAAUCAUGGCUACCAACAUCAAACACAGGUACUAUUACCUUGCA